Messenger RNA from Lactuca virosa, 1368 nucleotides. Lineage: Eukaryota; Viridiplantae; Streptophyta; Magnoliopsida; Asterales; Asteraceae. The record is from the annotation of a GenBank genome assembly.
AUGGUGGCUUUCGCUUCCAUUGCUUGUCUCAACGGCAACAAUGGCGGCGUCAAAAGAUCACCCAACGAACAACCCGCAAAUAUCCCCCUUGGAAUCCUCGUAUUCGAGGCUGCCAAGACCGUAUCCCGCCUUCUUUCACUCUACAGAUCUCUAUCCGAUCCUGAAAUCUUGAACCUCAGGAAAGAAAUCUUUAAAUCUAAAGGCGUUGUUUAUCUCAAUUCUGAUGACGAAGGGUAUCUCCUAAACCUGGCGUGUGCGGAAAAGAUCGAAGAUCUUGACAAAGCUGCAAUCGUAGUUGCAAGGCUUGGCCGGAAAUGUUCGGAUUUGACGUUGAGUUCCUUCGAUAGGGUUUACACUGAUAUUAAAUCAGGAACGACGGAUUUACGGAAAUUUGAGUAUGGGACAAGUAAAACAAAGAAGAAAAUUCGUAAGUUGAAGAGAUUCUUGUCGGCGACGUUGGGUUUGUAUGGUUCGAUGCAUUGUUCUCCGGGAUUGGAAGCGCCGGAGAAGAAAAUGAAUUCUCCGGUGCCGUUCAAAAACAUGAUGAAGUUCCCGGCCAUUGAAUGGAGAAUACCGCAUGCGCAGCCCUGGAAACAACAUGUUCAUCACACAAAACCGAAUUUAUGGACCCUGCCUUUCGAAAAAGUAGUUAGGCUGACGUCAAGAGUUGUAUGCAUAAUUUAUGCCAGGAUUUGCAUGGUGUUUGGACCAUACGUGUCUGAUUUACCAACGGCAUACACCGGCAGACAAAAACACGUUACUGCACAAAUCCCAUCUGAAAUCUGGUUUAUCGAGCCCAGAACGCCUGACAACAAAUCUCCUCGGCCAAGACUCUGGAUUGUUCAUCAUCAUGAACCAAAAUCUCCUCGGUCAAAACUCGUGAAAUCCAAAUCCAAAAAAAACUUGACUCGGAUAAACCCAAACCCCGAUAGGUCGAUUCCGACUGAGGAAGCCAAAACCGAUCAGGUAUUCCACGACGCCGGUCCCAAUACUGUUGGCGGGUCCCGUCUUCAGAUUCUUUACGCCAACCUCAUCAUGAUGGCGGAGGAAAACAUGGUGAGAAAAACCAUAAAAGAUGAUGUGCGGGAUGAGAUGUAUCGAAUGUUGCCAAAAAAUAUGAGAGCGAUGGUUAAGGUGAAGAUCAGGAGGCUCAGGGAUUGCAAGGGCAACAAUGGUGGGAAGCAGAAGAUGAAGGAAGCGUUGAGGAGUAUAUUCAUGUGGCUUUCACCCAUGGCGCACAACACCUUGUUGUGGGCACGGGAGAGGAGAGUGGAGAUGACUCGUUUUGACGCCAGGCCUCCUGUGCUGUUAUUGCAGACAUUGCAUUUCUCAGACAAGGAGAAGACGGAAGCUGCCAUUGUUGAGUAG